Staurois parvus is the source of this 306-nucleotide messenger RNA. NCBI's taxonomy places the organism in Eukaryota, Metazoa, Chordata, Amphibia, Anura, Ranidae. The record is from the annotation of a GenBank genome assembly.
AGGCAUCACUGAUGGGCACUGAAAGGCAGCACUCAUAUAUGGCACUGAUAGGUGGCACUGAAGGGCAAUGAUAGGCAGCACUGACUGGCACUGAUAGGCGGCACUAACUGACACUGAUAGGUGGCACUGAAAGGCAGCUCUGAUAUGUGGCAUUGAUGUGCACUGAUGGGCACUGGUAUGUGGGCACAGAGAGGUGGCACUGAUGGAGAUACACUGAUCAUCAGGGCACUGAUCAUCACUAUCAGCGGGAGGAGAGGACUGCCGAUAACCGGAAUUUCCUAUUUCUAUGUGAUCAGCUGUGAUUGG